Molecule: messenger RNA, 1131 nt
Organism: Peromyscus eremicus (cactus mouse)
Lineage: Eukaryota; Metazoa; Chordata; Mammalia; Rodentia; Cricetidae
Product: mas-related G-protein coupled receptor member X2-like
Exons: 1
Coding region: 1-894 (297 amino acids)
Biological process (GO): G protein-coupled receptor signaling pathway
Cellular component (GO): membrane
Molecular function (GO): G protein-coupled receptor activity
Source: RefSeq, a predicted model, not a curated record
AUGACUUCUCUUUCCCUCAUCAUUGGCCUAGUUGGGCUGGUUGGAAAUGCAAUAGUGCUGUGGUUUUUGGGAUUCCACAUGCACAGGAAUGCCUUCUCUGUCUACAUCCUCAACCUGGCUGUGGUUGACUUUCUUUUCAUAUGCUUUCAAAUUGUACUUUGUCUUCAUAUUAUUUUGAACAUCUUCUACUCCAAGACCAUUGACAUGCCUCCUUUUGGUUUUGUUGUGUUAAACUUUGCUUAUCUUUGUGGCCUGAGCAUCCUCAGUGCCAUUAGCUUUGAACGAAGCCUGUCUGUCAUGUGGCCUAUCUGGUAUCGUUGCUAUCGCCCAAGGCACACAUCAGCUGUCAUAUGUACCCUGGUUUGGUUUCUGUCCCUGCUGUUAAGCCUCCUGGAAGGGAAAGAAUGUGGCUUCCUAUUUAAUAGUCUUGGCCCUAGUUGGUGUCAAGCAUUUGAUUUCAUCACUGCUGCAUGGCUAAUUGUUUUAUUUGUGGUUCUCUUGGGGUCCAGUCUGGCCUUAAUGGUUACUAUAUUCUGUGGCUCACAGAGGAUUCCUGUGACUAGGCUGUAUGUGACCAUUGUGUGCACAGUGCUGGUCUUCCUGCUUUUUGGUUUGCCCUAUGGGAUCUACUGGUUCCUCUUAGCAUGGAUUGACAAUUUUCAAUCUGUAGUGCUUUGUAAUUUUUAUCCAGUGACAAUAUGUCUGUCCUGUUUUAACAGCUGUGCCAAUCCCAUCAUUUACUUCCUUGUUGGCUCUAUCAGGCAUCGUAGGUUCCAGAGAAACACUCUCAAGCUACUUCUGCAGAGAGCCAUGCAGGACACUCCUGUGGAGGAAGAAAGUGGAGAGGGGGAUUCUUCAGGAAGAUCUAGGGAAAUGAAAACAGUCUUGCAGUGACUACAAGAUGCUCUGAUCAAUCAGAAGUAGCAUUGAGAAACAACUUUGUCCUUAUCACUUCAUGGCAUUUUUAUAACCUUGUUUAGUGAUGAUCUGAGGUUAAAUCAUUUGGGGAAGUAGUCAAUCUUGUGGAAGUUGAUUGAUACUGGACUUGUUAUACAAAUACAGACUGCAGUAUUUCUGGAGCUGUCUUGCUCAGGGCUUCAUCAUCUCCUUUUGAUGGGACUCAUUGGAGCC